AUGGCUGGUGAAUCAAGAUUUGCAACUUUGAGUAGUGAGGAACUACAAGCGAUCCUAGAGAACCGCGAUAGUUCUAACACAAAACAAUGUAUAGAUUCAGCGAAACGAAUUUUCAUUACAUACUGCACUGAAAAGGGACUGAUAGUGGACAACGUACUGCAAAAAACAAAAGGUGAAAUUGCUGAAAUUCUGAUCAACUUUUACGCUGAACUCAGAAGAAAAGAUGGUGAAUUGUAUAGUAGAUCUUCCAUGAUCAGCAUCAGGUUUGGUUUGCAGAGAUUUUUCCAAAAAAUUAACUAUGACAUUAUUAAUGACCCAGAUUUUCGUCUAUCAAACGAAAUGUUCAAGGCAGUUUUGACAAACAUCAAACGAACUGGAAAGGGAACCACUCAGCACAAGGAAGUUAUCAGCGAUGCUGACAUGGCAACAUUGUAUAGCAGCGGCGUCCUAACCGGAAAGAGUCCGCAGGGGUUGCAGUAUAAAGUUUUUCUUGAUGUGAUGUUCUACACAUGUAGAAGAGGAAGGGAAAAUUUGAGAAGUAUGAAGAAAACUGAUUUUGUUUUGAGGACAGAUGGCCAAGGAAGGAGAUAUUAUCUAAAUGUCGCUCAGUAUGAAACCAAAAAUCACAGAGGAAGUGAUGUUAAUGACUAUGAUGCAUCUUCAGCAAGAAUAUAUGAAAUACCAGGUGAUGAGAAGUGCCCUGUGUCUAGCCUGGAGAAAUACCUUGCAAAGCUGAAUCCAAAUUGUGAAAGUUUUUGGCAGAGACCGAAGCGCCAUAUCAAAGAUUCGGAUGCUGUUUGGUAUGAUAAUUCUCCAGUAGGUCAUAACACUUUGGGAAAUUUUAUGAAAACAAUUUCUAUGAAAGCUGAACUCUCAACUCUGUAUACAAACCACUGCAUACGUGCCACGUGUAUUACUAGUUUGGAUCAGCGUGGGAUAGAAGCUAGACAUGUCUGUAAGUGGACAUAAGUCGGAAACCUCGAUAAAAAGCUAUUCAAGAUGUGUAAGUGAAUCCAAAAAGCAAGAAAUGUUUGAUGUUUUAUCAUCUGUGGUUUAUCCAUCACCAAAGCUAGGGCUAGAAAACCCAGUUGUUCCAACACAUUCUAGUACCGAUACUUCAGAAACUCAGCUCUUGGAUUUAAAUAACUGUGAAUUUGAGACUGUCAGUACCGAAAAAUUGCUUUCUGAAGUCCUGGUUGAUGAAAAUAGUUCAGAUUUGUUUGUUCCAGAAGAAAAAGAGAAUGUUAAAGUUGACAAAAUGCCUCAAAACUCUUGUGGUCCAGUAUUUAGAAAUGUCGGACAAGUGCAUAUUCACUAUUAUGUAGGAAAGGAACAACAAAA
Saccostrea cuccullata (small rock oyster) is the source of this 1341-nucleotide messenger RNA. RefSeq lists its product as uncharacterized. The record is from RefSeq and is a predicted model, not a curated record. Gene Ontology annotation, molecular function: DNA binding. The coding region runs from base 1 to 969 and encodes 322 amino acids. The transcript has 2 exons. NCBI's taxonomy places the organism in Eukaryota, Metazoa, Mollusca, Bivalvia, Ostreida, Ostreidae. Gene Ontology annotation, biological process: DNA integration; DNA recombination.